Messenger RNA from Penicillium malachiteum, 297 nucleotides. RefSeq lists its product as uncharacterized. Lineage: Eukaryota; Fungi; Ascomycota; Eurotiomycetes; Eurotiales; Aspergillaceae. The record is from RefSeq and is a predicted model, not a curated record. Bases 1 to 297 code for a protein of 98 amino acids. The transcript has a single exon.
AUGGAACUGAAGACCGAGAAUGAAAAGGCCCUUCCCAUGACACCUGAAUUCGAAGAUACAACUGAGUCUCACCACCAUUCCCAGCUUUUUGUUGACGCCAGCCAAAGACAGCACUCUCCAUUUAGCCAAUCCAAUUCUGAUCUAUCAGGAUUAGGUAUUGAGUCGCAACUCCCAAGCCCCCAGCCCGGAAACAGCCCCCAGCACGGAAACGCGUUCUCUCGACUGAAGCCUCCGGACGUGAUGCCCACUGAAACAAACGCCUCUGAAACUGAAGACUGGGAAAUUCAUGGUCAGUAG